CAUGCACGUGCCUGUACUUUAUUUACAUUUGGUGGAAUAAAAAUGUCGGUAAAAGAUAAAAAAGAACUGCAGAAGAGCCCGGCAAUAGUUCGUAUGUCAGAAGAUGACGUCAAAUCUAUUGCAGAGGAUCUCAGACUGAAGCUGACUGCAGAGGAAACAAGCGCAGUUUACGAGUUUUGUGGGGGGAUAAGCAGAGCCUACCAGAAGGUUUAUGAAUUUGUUCCGCCAGCCCCUCCCGUCAAAUAUCCCCGGACCCCAGGCUACAGAGAAACGGAGGACAAGUCUUGGUAUUAUCGGUGCGACAUCAAAGGGACGGAGAAGGGACUAUUGGCGGGAAAAACUGUAGCAGUCAAAGACAAUGUGUGUGUGGCGGGAGUUCCCAUGAUGAACGGAAGUAAAAUACUGGAGGGAUUCGUUCCCGACAGGGAUGCUACAAUUGUGACACGAAUACUGGACGCAGGUGGAAGAAUUCUUGGUAAAGCCGUCUGUGAGGAUUUGUGUAUGUCUGGAAGUAGUUUUACGUCAUCAUAUGGACCAAUCGGAAACCCUUAUGAUCCAGCACGAUCUGCGGGUGGAUCCAGCUCAGGUUCAGCUUCUCUGGUAGCCAGAAAUAUUGUUGAUGUCGCCAUUGGAGGGGAUCAGGGCGGAUCGAUUCGGAUUCCAGCAAGUUGGUGUGGAAUUGUUGGAUUAAAACCCACCUAUGGACUGGUUCCCUACACCGGUAUAAUGUCAAUGGAAAAGACCAUAGAUCACGCGGGGCCUAUGGCCAGAACAGUGAAAGACUGUGCAGCCCUGUUAGAGGCGAUUGCCGGGUACGACAACGGUAACGAUCCACGACAGUUUCCGACAAUAUCGGUUCCUCCAUAUUCACAGCUUAUUGACAACGGGAUAAAAGGGAAGAAGGUAGCGAUUCUCAUGGAAGGUUUUGAAGAAGUAGAGGAAGGUAUUGCCAAAAAUGUGAGGGAUGCGGCUUACAAACUACGAGAAGCUGGGGCUGACGUCACAGAAGUUUCCCUACCCAUUCAUUUGGAUGGUAGGGAUUUUUGGACACCAGUUAAUUUAGAAGGGACGUAUCAAGAAUCGGUGAAAGGCAACGGUCACGGAUAUGGCUGGAAAGGAACCUAUGACCUCCCACUUCAGGAACACCUGACAGGUGCAUAUAAUCUCCGCCCCUUUGAUUGCCCCAUCAUGGUAAAAAUCCUCAUGGUAUUUUCUGAAUUUAUGCAGAGGAACUAUCAAAACAAAUUCUAUGCCAAAGGACAGAACUUGAUACAAUUUCUGACAUCGGAGUAUAACAGAAUUCUCAAGGAUUAUGACGUCAUGAUUUUACCGACACUUCGGGGGAAGCCUUUGAAACUUCCUACAACAGAUAUGUCUGUUAAAGAAACAUUGAGUCUUUUAGGAAUGUUAAGAAACACAGCCCCAUUCAACGCUACAGGACAUCCUGCUCUCACCAUUAACUCUGGAUUUAGUGAGGGGUUCCCUUGUGGGAUGAUGGUUGUGGGGAAAAUGUUUGAUGAAACUACAGUUCUCCAGGUCGCCAGAGCGUACGAGAAAAUUCGGGAUGAGACAUAGCGAAACAGCUAAGAUGCAUGGGUCAACCAAUUAUUUUGAAGAAAAUAAAGAACGGGAUGUUCAGAGAAUUUUCAGGGUUUAAAUUAAGUAUAUUCCAAAGUUUGAUGUUUAAUAAAAAAAUAAAAUAAGCUACAUGUUGUAAUUAAGGUUUUGAGUUGUAUAAUUAAUGGUAAAAAAGCAUCAUCUAGUGUAAAAGGACACCCUUUGCAUGCUCUCUUUAAUUUAAGCGGUUUUAGUGAAGGGUUUCCUUGUAGGAUGAUGAAAGUAAGGAAUAUGUUCUUUAAAAAAAACAGGUCGCUAAAC
This is a messenger RNA of Saccostrea cuccullata (small rock oyster), 1878 nucleotides long. RefSeq names its product amidase-like. Bases 43 to 1575 code for a protein of 510 amino acids. NCBI's taxonomy places the organism in Eukaryota, Metazoa, Mollusca, Bivalvia, Ostreida, Ostreidae. The transcript has 11 exons. Gene Ontology annotation, molecular function: catalytic activity. The record is from RefSeq and is a predicted model, not a curated record.